Messenger RNA from Microthlaspi erraticum, 546 nucleotides. Lineage: Eukaryota; Viridiplantae; Streptophyta; Magnoliopsida; Brassicales; Brassicaceae. The record is from the annotation of a GenBank genome assembly.
AUGGGUAUGGUCAAAAGAACAAUUACCAAGGACCCAAGGACUUUCCCUGGACAACAAAUGAAUAUCCCACCAGGCUUUCCCCACCAACCACCCCAGCCUGCACCUUCACAAGAGAAUGAGCUCAAGGCAAUGCUAAAGCAACUACUUCAAGGGCAAGCUGAUGGGGUAGUGGACACAAGCAAGAAGCUAGCUGAAAUAAACUCCAAGAUCGAGAAUCUCAACACAAGGGUUUACUCUCUGGAGAAUCAUGCUUCUUCUGUUGCUGCUGCUACAAAGCAAGGACAACUACCUGGUAAAGCUAUUCAGAACCCCAAGGAACAGUGCAAGGUCAUCUUCACUCAAGAAGGACUUGUUGAAGAAGAGGAUCAAGAAAGGGUCAUUGAAGAUUUUUGUUUACUGCUGAAUGAUGAUGAGAUUGUUGCUGCUGAGGCUCCUGGAGUCCAGAUUGAUCAACCAGAAGUGCAGGCACCUACUGUGGCCAUUCACACUUCACCAGUUGAGCUCGCACAACAAGCUCGAUCGGCAGCUCGAUCGAGUCAACUCUAG